Molecule: messenger RNA, 487 nt
Organism: Cynara cardunculus var. scolymus (artichoke)
Lineage: Eukaryota; Viridiplantae; Streptophyta; Magnoliopsida; Asterales; Asteraceae
Product: auxin-responsive protein SAUR21-like
Exons: 1
Coding region: 25-324 (99 amino acids)
Biological process (GO): response to auxin
Source: RefSeq, a predicted model, not a curated record
UCUACUACUCCAGGAUUCCUAGACAUGGGACUUGUCCGGUUGCCAUCACUGAUUGCUAAUGCACGAUGUUUUAGCAAAGUAAACUCUCUUCGGAGCAGAAAGUAUCAAUCGGAUGUCCCGAAAGGUCAUCUAGCAGUGUAUGUGGGUGAAAUCCAGAAACGGCGAUUUGUGGUUCCCAUAUCUUAUUUGGACCAACCAUUGUUCCAGGACUUGCUGCGUCACGCGGAGGAAGAACUUGGCUUUGAUCAUCCAAUGGGAGGACUAACCAUUUGCUGCCAUGAAGAUGCAUUUGUGGAACUCACAGCACGAUUGCAUGCUUCCUGAUACUUUUGGGAGCAACAAUCCUCAGGAAUUUUGUUCAAUUAUUCCCCUUAGUUUGUCUUCUAUUCUCUUUUAGGGAUAUACACGUAUAGGUGCAGUAGGUGAACUAUGAGGUUAAGGAGCGUCACAUUUGUGAUUUGACAAUGUUCCCUACCAUUUUUUGUAU